Canis lupus familiaris (dog) is the source of this 5618-nucleotide messenger RNA. RefSeq names its product multiple EGF like domains 10 (gene MEGF10). Bases 971 to 4414 code for a protein of 1147 amino acids. Gene Ontology annotation, molecular function: protein binding; scavenger receptor activity. The record is from RefSeq and is a predicted model, not a curated record. NCBI's taxonomy places the organism in Eukaryota, Metazoa, Chordata, Mammalia, Carnivora, Canidae. The transcript is spliced from 30 exons.
CUGUUGCUCGAGGAGGAGCGGGGGCGGGGACGCAAAAACCGGGGCCGAAUGUCAAAAACAAAAACCGUGGAACGGUGACCCCGGCUCGUUGGGGCGCCGUUUUUAAUGAGGAGCCAACCUUGAAAAGGUAAAUUCUGAACAGGUGCUGCUAGCUGGCUCAUUAACUACAUGGAGCUACGGGAAUUCUGGUGAGAUGAUCCCUCACCAGAAACUAAGCCCUGCGUUCUUUAAACACUGCACUGGACGUAAAGCAUCGUGAUUCUUUCUGUGUUGCCAUCAGCGACAGAAACCAGAGUCUUUCAUCACAAUUGCCAAGCACACACCUGGUCUGGAGGUCGGUGAAGCUUAGUGAGGAUCUAUGCAAGGUGCAGAGGCUGGAAACUCCAUGGCUGCUUCCCACCAGUGAGGAUAUGAAUUCAACCUGUGGAAAAACUGAAAGACUCAUCAUUAAUAACGGUACAACUGACAUCAUACAGCUCCUGAUGUGACACACCGGGAAGGACACAACAUCAUCUGUGAUAGUACUGCCAGAAUGUUUCACCUGAAUCUAAUCAUGAGGAAACAAUCAGGCAAACACACACUUAAGGACAUCCUGCACAGUAGCUGGCCUGCGCUCUUCAAAGCAUCAAUGUCAUAAAAGACAGGCUGAAGAGCUGUUGAAGAUUGAUGGAGACUAAAGAGACAGGACAACAAAAUGCAAUGUGUGGACCUUGUUUGAGUUCUGGAUCAGGAGAAAAAACAGCCAUAGGGGACAUUUUUGGGACAAACAGAAAGAAACAAUCCAAGGAAUGUAAAAGGAAUAUAAAAGAUCAUUUGUGUAUUACUGUUGGAAACUUGUCACUGUAGCUAUGAAGCUGAGGAGUUUUAACUGGAAAUGGAACAGAAAGAGCUCCUGAUUUUCGUUUAGAGAUCCACCUCCCUUUCAUUUUCUGCUUGUGUGUUUUGGGUACUGGAGUGUCACCAGACUAAUAUGGCCAGAAGAGGUUUUUCUUCCGAAAAAAUGGUUGCUUCUUUGAACUCAUGCCUGAGCUUUAUCUGUUUCUCAUUAUGCCUCUGGAGCAGGACAGCAUCAGCACUGAAUCUUGAAGACCCUAAUGUGUGUAGCCACUGGGAAAGCUACUCAGUGACUGUGCAAGAGUCAUACCCACAUCCUUUCGAUCAAAUCUACUACACCAGCUGCACUGAUAUUCUGAACUGGUUUAAAUGUACACGGCACAGAAUCAGUUAUCGGACUGCCUAUCGACAUGGGGAGAAAACUAUGUAUAGGCGCAAAUCCCAGUGUUGUCCUGGAUUUUAUGAAAGCAGGGAAAUGUGUGUCCCCCACUGUGCUGAUAAAUGUGUCCAUGGUCGCUGCAUUGCUCCAAACACCUGUCAGUGUGAGCCUGGCUGGGGUGGAACCAACUGCUCCAGUGCCUGUGAUGGUGAUCACUGGGGGCCCCAUUGCAGCAGCCGGUGCCAGUGCAAGAACGGGGCCCUGUGCAACCCCAUCACGGGGGCUUGCCACUGCGCUGCAGGUUUCCGGGGCUGGCGUUGUGAGGACCGCUGUGAGCAGGGCACCUACGGUAAUGACUGUCACCAGAGAUGCCAGUGUCAGAAUGGAGCCACCUGCGACCACGUCACAGGGGAAUGCCGCUGCCCACCAGGGUACACUGGAGCCUUCUGUGAGGACCUUUGUCCCCCUGGCAAGCACGGUCCGCAGUGCGAGCAGAGAUGUCCCUGCCAAAAUGGAGGAAUAUGUCAUCACGUCACCGGAGAAUGCUCUUGCCCUUCGGGCUGGCUGGGCACAGUCUGUGGUCAGCCUUGCCCCGAGGGUCGCUUUGGAAAGAACUGUUCACAAGAAUGUCAGUGCCAUAAUGGAGGGACAUGUGAUGCUGCCACAGGCCAAUGUCAUUGCAGUCCGGGAUACACAGGGGAACGCUGCCAGGACGAGUGUCCCGUUGGCACAUACGGAGUUCGCUGUGCUGAGACCUGCCAGUGUGUCAAUGGAGGGAAGUGUUAUCACGUGAGUGGCUCAUGCCUCUGUGAAGCAGGCUUUGCUGGUGAGCACUGUGAGGCACGCCUGUGUCCCGAAGGGCUCUACGGCAUCAAAUGUGACAAGCGGUGUCCCUGCCACUUGGACAACACUCAUAGCUGUCACCCCAUGUCUGGAGAGUGUGCCUGCAAGCCGGGCUGGUCAGGACUCUACUGUAACGAAACAUGUUCUCCUGGAUUCUUUGGGGAAGCUUGCCAACAGAUCUGCAGCUGCCACAACGGGGCUGAUUGUGACAGUGUGACUGGAAAAUGCAUCUGUGCCCCAGGAUUCAAAGGAAUUGACUGCUCUAUCCCAUGCCCAUUGGAAACCUAUGGGAUAAACUGCUCCUCUCUCUGUGGCUGUAAAAACGAUGCUGUCUGUUCACCUGUAGAUGGGUCUUGUACUUGCAAGGCAGGCUGGCACGGGGUGGACUGCUCCAUCAGCUGUCCCAGUGGCACGUGGGGCUUCAGCUGUAACCUGACCUGCCAGUGCCUCCACGGGGGAGCCUGCAACACCCAGGACGGGACCUGCACGUGUGCGCCUGGAUGGCGCGGGGACAAAUGUGAACUCCCCUGCCAGGAUGGCACAUAUGGGCUGAACUGUGCGGAGCGCUGUGACUGUAGCCAUGCGGAUGGCUGCCACUCCACCACGGGCCACUGCCGCUGCCUCCCUGGAUGGUCAGGUGUCCACUGCGACAGCGUGUGUGCUGAGGGGCGCUGGGGGCCCAACUGCUCUCUGCCCUGCUACUGUAAAAAUGGGGCUUCAUGCUCCCCAGACGAUGGCAUCUGUGAGUGUGCGCCAGGGUUCCGAGGCACCACCUGUCAGAGAAUCUGCUCCCCUGGUUUUUAUGGGCAUCGCUGCAGCCAGACAUGCCCGCAGUGCGUGCAUAGCAGUGGGCCCUGCCACCACAUCACAGGCCUGUGUGACUGCUUGCCUGGCUUCACAGGUGCCCUCUGCAAUGAAGUGUGUCCCAGUGGCAGAUUUGGGAAAAACUGUGCUGGAGUUUGUACCUGUACAAACAAUGGAACCUGUAACCCCAUUGACCGAUCUUGUCAGUGUUAUCCAGGGUGGAUUGGCAGUGACUGCUCGCAACCUUGUCCUCCUGCGCAUUGGGGUCCAAACUGCAUCCACACGUGCAACUGCCACAAUGGGGCGUUCUGCAGUGCAUACGACGGGGAAUGUAAAUGCACUCCUGGCUGGACCGGACUCUACUGCACUCAGAGAUGUCCCCUGGGUUUUUACGGAAAGGACUGUGCGUUGAUAUGUCAGUGUCAGAAUGGAGCUGACUGUGACCACAUCUCUGGGCAGUGUACAUGCCGCACUGGGUUCAUGGGGAAGCACUGUGAACAGAAAUGCCCUGCGGGAACAUAUGGCUAUGGCUGUCGCCAGAUAUGUGACUGUCUGAACAACUCCACCUGUGACCAUAUCACUGGGACUUGUUACUGCAGCCCAGGCUGGAAGGGGGCACGGUGUGAUCAAGCUGGAGUCAUUAUCGUUGGAAAUCUGAACAGCUUAAGCAGGACCAGUACAGCUCUCCCUGCCAAUUCCUACCAGAUCGGAGCCAUCGUGGGCAUCAUCAUUCUUGUACUGGUUGUUCUCUUCCUCCUGGCGUUGUUCAUUAUUUACAGACAGAAGCAAAAGGGAAAGGAAUCAAGCAUGCCUGCAGUUACCUACACCCCUGCCCUGAGGGUCAUGAAUGCAGACUAUACCAUUUCAGAAACCCUUCCCCACAGCAACAGUGGAAGUGCUAACAGCCAUUACUUCACUAACCCCAGUUACCACACACUUACCCAGUGCGCCACAUCCCCACAUGUCAACAACAGGGACAGGAUGACCAUCGCAAAGUCAAAGAACAAUCAGCUGUUUGUGAAUCUGAAAAAUGUGAAUCCUGGGAAGAGAGGCCCAGUGGCAGACUGCACGGGAACAUUGCCAGCAGACUGGAAACAUGGCGGCUACCUUAAUGAGCUUGGAGCUUUUGGACUUGAUAGAAGUUAUAUGGGAAAAUCCUUGAAAGAUUUGGGAAAGAAUUCUGAAUAUAAUUCAAGUAACUGCUCCUUAAGCAGUUCUGAAAACCCAUAUGCCACUAUUAAAGACCCGCCUGUACUUAUCCCCAAAAACUCAGAGUGUGGCUAUGUGGAAAUGAAGUCACCAGCACGGAGAGAUUCCCCCUAUGCAGAGAUCAAUAACUCAACUUCAGCCAACAAGAAUGUCUAUGAAGUUGAACCUACAGUGAGUGUUGUCCAAGGAAUAUUCAGCAAUAAUGGGCAUCUCACCCAGGAUCCAUACGACCUCCCAAAGAACAGUCACAUCCCUUGCCAUUAUGACCUGCUGCCAGUCCGAGACAGUUCAUCCUCCCCCAAGCGAGAGGAUGGUGGCAGUGGCAGCAGCAGCAGCAGUGAAUGACACCAAAGGACUGCCCGGUAGCCGCUGGAACAGUUUCCAGAAUUGCAAUUCGGUUCUUCUCCAGCGUCAAGUUUGCCACCUUAGGUGAAUGUUAAUCUACUUGGUAGGCAACUGUUGGACGUGAACCAGAAAGCUCAAAGCUGAGGCUGACUGACCAUAGGUCCCUCUUGUACAGGUGGCUUGGAAGGAGACACCAAUGUGACUUCCUCGUCUUCUUACUCAUAGAACUGCACCCGUGAAGCACGACUUCCUAUAAGAUCCAGGCUAAAAGCGUGGACUUUCUGAGGUCCUCAGGAGGGAGUCAUGGGGUGCGGUGGCCAUUGGUAUUACUGCUUGAACAAUUAAAAUUUAAAUAUUUUCUUUCUCAUUUGCAUUGCAGAGCUGUACCGAGGAUUGUGCAGUUUAUCAUAAAAUCUAGUGUGAAUCACUAAACAUGUAGAAGAAAAGGGGCCUAUUAUCGAGUCCUUAUGUGUAUUUUUUUCAGCGGAUCUCAGAAUUAUAGGGAUAAUACGAACCCAGGAAGAAGUGUUCUGUCGAGUGGCAUACCUGCAGAGACUUUGGAUAAACUCUAGACUUGGUUAGCACAUUUAAAUAUGGAAACUUUAGACUUUUUUUAGGAUGAAGAAAUGAAAAAUUAGAGUUAUUUUAGAAAUAGUCGAAUUAUUUCAGGAAUCAGUAUACAGAUGUGGCCAGCAGAGGUUAGUCGUCUUUGACCCUUGGCCCACUUUGGUCCAUGACAUCAUUCUGAUUGCUGUCCCCAUUGUACAUAUUCACCACUUAAGGUCCAUAACAUAUCAAUAAUUAUUUCAUAAAUGUAGAAAUGAAAUUGUUUUAUUUUUGACAAACUGGAUUGAAUGAGUGUGUAAUGAUUGGAAAAGGCUGUAAAUUUUAAGUGUAAGAGGAUGCUUCGGUUUUGUAAACCAUUAGUAACACAUGCUGUAAUAUAGAAUUAGCGGAAAGUUUUGAUUAAUUUUUCCCCAGAAGUGACCGGAAUAUUUUUGUGCAUAUUUGAGAAAAGGGCACUUUCCUUUUAUUAAUUGUUGAUUUAGAGAAACUAUGCUUAAGCUGGUCUUUUGCAUUGCUAAUAUGACGUGUACCCCAUUUUUCAUUAAUUUGUAUUUCCAUUUUUAAGUUGUAUAUUCUAUGUUUUGUAGUGCUUGGAUUGUUAAUGAAAAAAAUUAUAUUAUGUUCAUUGUUUCUUGUA